AUGGCUCGCAAGUUCUUCGUCGGCGGCAACUUCAAGAUGAACGGAUCCGUUUCCGCCAUCAAGGAGAUUGUCCAGAAUCUGAACAACGCCAACCUCGACUCUAACACCGAGGUCGUCGUCUCCCCUCCCGCCAUCUACCUCCAGCUCGUCCGCGACCAGCUCCGCAAGGACGUCGAGGUUGCAGCCCAGAACGUCUUCGACAAGCCCAACGGUGCCUUCACCGGCGAGAUCAGCGUCUCCCAGCUCAAGGAUAGCAACAUCAACUGGGCCAUCCUCGGUCACUCUGAGCGCCGCACCAUCCUCCGCGAGUCCGACGAGGUCGUUGCCUCCAAGACCAAGUACGCCACCGAGAACGGCGUCGGCGCCAUCUGGUGCUGCGGUGAGAGCCUCGAGGAGCGCGAGGCCGGCACCACCGUCGAGGUCGUCAGCAAGCAGCUUGCUGCCCUCAAGGCCGCCAUCUCCGACUGGUCCAAGGUCGUCGUUGCCUACGAGCCCAUCUGGGCCAUCGGCACCGGCAAGGUCGCCACCAACGACCAGGCCCAGGAGGUUCACGCCGCCAUCCGCGCUUGGCUCAAGAAGGAGGUCAGCGACAAGGUUGCCGACGAGACCCGCAUCCUCUACGGCGGCAGUGUCAACGAGAAGAACUGCAAGGACCUCGCCAAGGAGAAGGACAUUGACGGUUUCUUGGUUGGCGGUGCCUCCUUGAAGCCUGGCUUCGUCGACAUUGUCAACGCCAAGCAGUAA
This is a messenger RNA of Colletotrichum godetiae, 744 nucleotides long. RefSeq names its product triosephosphate isomerase. NCBI's taxonomy places the organism in Eukaryota, Fungi, Ascomycota, Sordariomycetes, Glomerellales, Glomerellaceae. Gene Ontology annotation, molecular function: triose-phosphate isomerase activity. Gene Ontology annotation, cellular component: cytosol. Gene Ontology annotation, biological process: glycolytic process; gluconeogenesis; glycerol catabolic process. The transcript has 4 exons. The record is from RefSeq and is a predicted model, not a curated record. Bases 1 to 744 code for a protein of 247 amino acids.